AUGGAGGCACCGGGCUGCCCGGCUUUUCCCCCUCCACCUCGUCGGGCCGGACCCCCCCCGGGGCUCCCCCGGCCUCCCAUCGCCUUCACGGUCGCUCCGCCACCGGGAACCCCCCGGCAACCGCCGCCGCUCAGCCCCCGCCCGGCCCGCUGUCCGCCGGCCAAGGCCGAGCCCCGGUACCUGGGGGUCGCCAACCCGGGCCCCCUCGCCGUGGCCGUCAAUGGGAAGCCCUUCUACCCGGCCGGGGCUGCAGGCGGCGAGAAGGGAUGCAAAGGCGGGUACCAGGCGAUGCCCGCAGCCUGCCGGGCCCCCCUCAAAGCCUCGGGGGAGCUGGGGUGCCCGCUGGCAGCACCCCUGGGCAACCUGCGGGAACACGAGGUCGCCGAACUCCCCGAGCCCCUGGGCAAGAGCAAGAGCAAGAAGCGGAGGAACAGGACGACCUUCAGCACGUUCCAGCUGGAGGAGCUGGAGAAGGUCUUCCAGAAGACGCAUUACCCCGACGUCUACGCCCGGGAGCAGCUGGCGCUACGGACCGACCUGACUGAAGCCAGGGUGCAGGUCUGGUUCCAGAACCGACGGGCCAAGUGGCGGAAACGGGAACGGUACGGGAAGAUCCAGGAGCUGCAGAACAACCUGUGGCCGAGCUCCGGCCCCGGGAGUCCCGCGGGGCUCCUGCCCCCCGAGAGCAUCCCGUCCCCCUGCAUGUCUCCGUACCCCCACCCUCACGGCAACAUCGCCGGCUUCGUGGGCAUCCCCGCUUCUCCCGCCCCCCACCCCGCCAUCAACGGCCUCUACUCCCUGCACGGCCUCCCCCCGGCCUCGGCCCUGGGCACCCACCCCUUCGAGCCGGCACCCGAACACGACUACAAGUCGCCCACCCUGGUGCCGCUGAGGGUGAAGAGCAAAGAGGCGACCAGUAGCCUGCUGAACUGGGCUACGUGA
Messenger RNA from Chroicocephalus ridibundus (black-headed gull), 942 nucleotides. It is a transcript of the gene ALX3, whose product is annotated as ALX homeobox 3. Bases 1 to 942 code for a protein of 313 amino acids. Gene Ontology annotation, biological process: regulation of transcription by RNA polymerase II. Lineage: Eukaryota; Metazoa; Chordata; Aves; Charadriiformes; Laridae. The transcript is spliced from 4 exons. Gene Ontology annotation, molecular function: RNA polymerase II transcription regulatory region sequence-specific DNA binding; DNA-binding transcription factor activity, RNA polymerase II-specific. The record is from RefSeq and is a predicted model, not a curated record.